UCUUAGGUUGUGAGACAACGGCCAUGUUUGAGCACAAAAUGAAGCUUUUCAUCAUUUUGUUUCUUGUUUCAGUGAAAGUGGUUAUAGUCAUGGGUGAGUAGUACCUUUUCAAUGUUAAAAAUAUAAUUUUAUUAGUCUGCGCUGUCUUCUCUUUCUUCUUCCUUUUUUCUGUUGUUCAGAAGGUGCAUUUGAUCAAGCAAACUAGAGUAAGGAAUAGUAGGCCAUAUUUGCUCGCGAAACUGCUCAUUAGCCAUCCUUAAAAUAUAAAGAAAAUAGCAAUUGGCUUAGAGGAUUUCGAUUGAAUGUCGAUAAAGUGUUUAGAUAUGGAACCACCUUGGAAAGUAUGAUAAAUAGUAGGAUUGUUGUAGAGGAUUGUUCAGCCAGUUUGGCUACAUGUUAGGCAGGCGGCACUGGCCAAUGAAAAUGCACAAAGCAAAAUAAACUGGCCUGAAUAUAUGCUUCCCCAGUUUUUCAUUAGGAUGAUCGGCUCAUAGUUACGCACCUUCCUUUACAACCGACAUUAUCUGUCUUGUACAAGACAAACAACUAUACACCAAUAAUACAGCUUCAUCAAGAAAACAGCUAUAUUGGAUUUAAUACUGAUAGAAGAUCAGGUUCAGUUUUGAGAGUAGAGCGAUGAAAUGUCUAAUCAUGUUAAAAUCUAGGUGGGGCUAUGUAUUUCGGGGUUCAUUUUACGCUCGAUAACAUUAUGAAUGACUACGGGUCCAGUACCGGAACGGUCAAGCUUUUGCAAAGCUAUAUGAAAUGAAGCCGCUAGGGACAUCGAACCUAAUAAUUUGAAAAAAAAAAAAAGACAAAGAUAAAUUUGAAACCGUCUGAUUCUUGGCAGCCACCUUGACAUCUAAGAAUACAAUAAGGAAACAAACUUCUUUUAUUCUCCGAAAAAUCUUGAUACAAUAACUUGACUUUCCCAUGUGACUUGAAAACAUGUCGGCUUUCACUGGUGAGGCUGGUAGCAACACAGUUUGACAGUGACAGCAUCAGUUGUCCUAGAAAACAAAACUCACAAUUAAUCAGUGUUUGGUUUGACUGUGAAAUAAGUUAUAGUGAGCAGUUGAUUAACAGACUGGUUAUGAUGGCAUUGGUUUCAUAGGACAAGGCCUUUAGACAGGUUAUUUGUCAGCCAGUUUCAAAGAGUUCAGAGGAGGGAAAUUAUUUUAGACAAGAUGGGGAGGGGGGACGGGGGGGUCAAGUCAAAACCGGGCGUUUAACCGUUCUUCAGAAUUUUGGCCUCAAGCUGACAUUGUAUUUAAUCAAAUGGAAAAUCAAAAACAGUAACAUUAGAAAGGAUAUUUGGAAGGUAUCUUUCAAUAAAAAAAACAAAUUUGUUUCAGUGUACUUGGCUUAGUUCUCAAUGGUUGCUGUCCCAAAGCAUUACUAGGGAGCUCAAGCAAAGACGACGACAGUAAUGAGCGUAACAACUUAGAAUGUGCUUAGAAUUCAACUCCAGAAAAAUCUGCCAACAUUUGACUAGUUGAACGAGAUGGAAUAAGUGCGAUAAAGUUUAUAGCAUCGCGAAUUCACUUUUUAAGGGACUUUCUCUUCUCUAGCCGUCGCCGUCGCCGUCGCCGUCGUCGUUGCUUAAGCGCCCUCGAAAUUGUCAGGGUAACUCUAUCUUUUAAUCAUCGAUCCUCGAAAAUUUUAGGCCAUCAACUGGGAAGCGAGGGUGAGCAAGCUUUCUUCAGCACACUGAAGCAGUUAUCUAAAGAUCGACAAGCAGCCCUUGGUGCAAAACACGGUAAGUAAUAUUCUUCAUUUUAAACAGUUUUUAGUGAGCGGCCAGAUCGAGUUUUAGAUGUAAAAAUGAAAAUUUGCUUGAUCAACAAAAUGAGUCAAGUGUUUAAUCAGUGAGUCAGCGAAAAGUUUCUUACACUUCAUGAGUAAGAUCGGAAGGGUUUACAGGCAUAGGUUUGCGUCGAACAACCCAUCAAAGAAAUCGGUGGCUGCCUAUGAUAUCCCCAAACUGAUAAACUACUAAUUUCAGUUUUGUCGCUGACAGUUUUUUGCUUUCCGCGUAUUCAUUUGUAGUAUUUUUAUCCAAGGUUUUUGGGGUAAAGCAGCUUGGUAUGAGAGCGUGCUUGUCUCCUUGCCUAAAGAAAGAAUUAACCUAUAUUGAUACAUUUGUAUGGCGGGUUUUUUUCAUAGCAAAGUUGAAUGUCGUUCUAUAUUUUCAUAAUGCUAGAGUUAGGCAUGCGCAUGAACGAUGACGGACGGAAACUCUUCACAAACGGUAACUCCUGACAAGCUGGCGGUGAUUGGCUUCCGCAAGCCAAUAAAGCUGAAUCAACCUCAUCCACAGGGCUUUCUCAACAGUCUUGGAACGAGGUUGAAGCUGCACCCUAGGAAUGCCCCGAGCAACUGAGGCCCGCAGGUGGUUGGAUAUGUAUAUUGUAGAAAUAUUUCACAUCAAAACUGUCUCGGUCCACAGAGACGUAAAAAACUAAAAUGUUCAAAACCCCGUGGCUUAAUGACGCUUUUGAUCUAGCUUAGUGGACAGCUGUUUGGUAAUGUUGGUAACAUCUUUCAUUUAUGUCGCUAUCCGUCAUGAUUUUAUUGGCAAAACAGAAACCAUAACAUUUCUCAGGGUCGCCCGUCUAUUCAAUAUACCGCAUCUAAUAAUUCAGACCAAUGGGAUUUAUUGUUGAGAGUUUGUGAACGCAAAAUACUCGUCAGAGAGCCAUGGUUCAUGGGCGGGUAUCAGUUCAGUACUGGUGAUAAUCAAACUUCACGAUCAAAGGAAAUAAAAUCCCUUAUUCUUACAUAGCCAAUAUGGUUAAAGAAUAAUGUCAUGAAAUGUAUAUCGAGUGGGGAAACCGUAUAGAUGGUUUUAAAACAAGUAGACUGAUGGAGACUAUGCGUUCUUGAACAUUAAUUGAUUCUCAGAGUUUCAUGCUUUUUGCGAAGUAAUCAUCAAGCAACUGUGCCAAACGAAACGGUUACUGUCAAAUAGAGAAAACAAAAACUGCACAAAACAAUAAAGAUUAAGCCUGGCGCGUGGCGUGAGGCGCGUGGUUUGAUGAUUGCUAUGCAAUGAAACUCUGAGCAGCAAUAAAUCUUCAAGAUCACUUAGUCCAGCUCCGUCAGUCUACUUGUAUUCUUAUAGUCGAUGACGACAUCACUCUGGUACACCGGUUAUCUCUCUGCCUCUGAGAUCACGCUAAUGGUGAUCAGUUGAAGUGUUAUCUAUGGGGAUCCAGUUUUUACAGGUGCUCUAAAAACCGAUUUCUCAGUUCUUUUUCAGUAAUGUACGGAUCGAGUUCUUAGACCUCCCGUAACAAAUCUAACAAUAUUGAUGAUGAACUUUAUUUCAUUAAAGUGUCAAGAAAUCUUCUAGGGUGCCUUACAGGGCCUGCUUAAACAAGGGACACUAUUUAAAAUACUACCCCUGAAGAUCUACCAACCUAACUACUUAGAAUGAUUAAAUAAAUAUUAAUAACAAAUAUAUUUACAGUGACAGUAUGAUAUUAACAAAAACAUGCUUUCUAAAAUAUUGAUUUCAAGUAUUGGGACACUACUCAUAUAAAAAUGUUCCUUUAAAAAUUAAAAUGUCAGUAGAGUCUCGAAAUGUUAGCAAGCCAAAACAUAUACAAGACAGCAAUUCUUGCGCCCUGUAAUUAUAUGUUGCUGGUCUACCUCUCAGAUUUUCUUUUUAACGGCGUAAAUUACAUCGGUCUCAUUGACAUCUCUUCUCAAAUAGCUCAGAUUAUGUUUCCCGUAAGUUGUAGUAUUGAAACACGGAAUGAAAAAGGCAUUAGAAUUGCUGUGUCAAUAGCGAGAUUUAUCUAGUUCAAAAAGAGAUUACGAAAGGAGGGCAUAUAAUGUAUUUUGCCUUAUACAUAAUUAUCGCUAUUUCUUUCAAUCCACAACAGAGUAGUAUCUCCAGUUUAGCCUUUCUAAUAAUCUUUUUCAUCCCAUUAAAUAGAACUUAUACGUUAUAAUUGAAAACUCGUGUUAAUAAAGUACAAAUGACCUAACUUUGAUAACCUAUCAUCAUUUAAAAUGAUCUACAACUAAAUUUUAAAUGAUCUAAAAUGACCUAAAAUGAUCUAAAAGGAUCCAUUAUGAUCUAAAUACCUGUUUGUUUUCGUUCACAAAAUUAAGGCGGUGAAACGUUUUACUGUUUUAACGAAAGAUUAUUUUAAAUUGCGCCCGUUACACAAGUGACUCCGACUUAACAACCAACGCAUUUGCCUCUGGCACAUUGUUAUAUACUACUUACUUAUAAAGGGUAAUAAAUUUAUUUAGGAUACAUAUUUUAAAAUAUAAACUUCAUAAACGUUGAAUCAGCUCUUCAAUCUUUAAACCGUUCUGAAAAGUACAAACACACUCGUAGUCUCGGUGAACUGUUCUUUGUGAAUUGUUCGGUAUUUUCGGCUAUUGAGAGGUUCAAUUACGAUUCUAUAGCCUGUGAAGACAGCGUUCACUAAUUUCUUCUACAACUGUAUUCAAACUAGUCCACUAUGCGUAAUAGUUUAACCAAGGUGAGACGAUCUUUUCUUAAAAACAAACUGUCAUUUUCAGUAUUGGGCCAGUACUUGUCAGUAAUGAGUCAGUACUUGUACAACAGUUCUUUUUCGUGCAGGCAUCGUGUUAGUUCCAUGAACUGGUUUGCUUGUUGUGGACAGGCUGUAACUGUUAUUCAGAAAAUUUAUCAGAGUUCAUCAAAAUUUUGUGUCGUAGGAGCUUGGUUCAUCGUCGUCUGGCAAGUUAACUGAUUCCUCAGUUUCUCUUGAAACAACAUCUUUGGACUCUGCCGAGCAUGAUUUAGUUACAGUGGUGAAUUGAGCUUGAUCUUCUGGCCCAAUGCUGAUGUCCGCAAACUCCAGUUGCUCCAGUUUUUUUGCUUCCCUAACUAUCCUUGGAACAACUUUAUCAAAAGCUUUUAGCUCCACAAGAUUUUUCUGUUUUGGGUUAAUGAAUAAGACUACCAGUGCGCGACGAAAUCUCUCGGUCCUAAUGUAAUAGAUUGCACAAUUAAUUGCGCACGUUACGAGCAAAAAGAAGAACUCAAAAAACAAAAGCCAGUGUUCGAUUAUAACUACAGUAGUUGCAAUCAAAAUACUUCGAGUUACUCCUGGAAGAAUGCAAAUGGCAUAAGCAACUAUUAUAUAUCGAACUGUUAUCAAAGCUUUAAGAUCCUGAAAUUUUUUAACUCUCAGUCCUUCUAUACCCUUUCUGAAAGUGACAUUUUUCCUAAUUUCUCUCGUGCUCAAAAAUGAAACUACGCAAAAUAACACCAGAAAAGAGGGCAAAAUUAUUCUAGGGAAGGGCAUAAUGCCGUUAUCUUCGUAUUGUUGGAUGUACCUAAAAAUUGCCACAUCACCCAUUUCUUCAAACUCUGUAUGAAACAAAAUAAUGAACCCAACUAUGGCACAACCUAUAACCCAUUUAACUGCUAUGGCUAUAAAAAUUGUUUUUCUAUUUUUCCAUGCUGUAUAUCUUACGCCAUAAGCGAAGGCCAGAUAGCGAUCCAUGAAUAUGGUGGAUACUGAGAGAAGAUUCUGUAGCAGACAUCCUCUGCGGAUAAACAAACAAACCAUGGCUACUGUUCGACCUCUAAGAGAUGGUGAUGGAUACAGUUGGUAGCAAAUAAACAUGGGGAUGUUAAUUGCACCGUUCAUGAAAUCAGUCACCGCCAUUUCAACAACAAAAACGUUGGCAUGAGUACGCAGAUUUUUAAACUUCCAAACGAUAGCACAGAUCAAAGAGUUACCUACAACCACCACUAGCAGUAGAAGACUAAGAAGACAUGUUUGAAGGAUCAGCUCAUAUCCCUGUGGUAGGAUUUGCGCUUUAGUGCUCAUGCCAGGAUGCCGUUUUAUCUUGAUAAUCACAGCUCUUUCUCUUCGAAUUUAACGAAUGUUUUUUUACUUGAUUGAUUUCACAGCGAAAAACGUCUUCUCCCAAUGAAGAGAUUACUUUGAGUGAAUGUUUUGAUCUUAUGCAAUCUCCAUAUCUAGCUUUGAUAUGCUGAUUUAUUUCAAUUGGCCUGUUUGAGUCACACCUUAUUCGGUGGGACCAAUUAAUGAGGGUUUUAUAACGUCAAGAAACCUUGAAAAACUGAUCUUGAUGGACCGUGUGUAUUCAGUAUAGGUGUGGAAUGUUGAAAUGCCGAAAAGUCUUUUUUUUUUUCAUAAUAUCUAUUUUUCAGUAACAAACAACCUCAUCCACAGACAAUAUCCUUUUGAGUUUACUUUUCAUAUAACAUCUGUGAAAAUCUGGCUUUUCGACAAUAAUGUAGAAGACGGUUGGACAGCCUCUCUUUCACUCCAUUUUCUUGAUUUGGUCUUUUUGCUGGUGUCAACCACGUACACUUAACCCUGUGAUGCAAAAACGUCAGUUUUGAAAAAGAGCGACAGUUGCUUUAUUCUUGCCGAGCAUAAACAAUAACUCAAAACGUUUUGGUGGUAAUUCUAAUUACAUCAAAAUAACAACAAAAACUGUACGUUUUUUCUUCAAGUUUUUUAUUUAGAGUUCCUUUUUUUUUCCAUCCUUCGUUAAAAGGUCGCUCAAGCGACAGCUGAUUUUCUCUUAGACUGUUAACGCUUGGUCCAUGCUCUCUUGAUAUUAAGUUCGACUCAUUAUUUUGAUGUGGGGAAUCCACUGUACGCGCCUGUGCGCUGAAAUUCAUUUGAAAAUAUGAUGGUCUUAUAAAUGCAUAAUGAUUUUUUUGCUACUUUGGCCCUAAAAUUAACUCUAUGGCCUUUUCAAAACGAAUUUUACAUUAUCAAGUUUCCUAAUUAAACGUCCCGAAUUUAGUAGUAUUUAGUGAGUUUUGCUUUGGCUCAAGUGAAUGCAAAUUUAAUUUGAAAAUUUUACAAGGAGCGACAUUUCCCGUUUUUGAUGUUCCGAUCCUUGCGUGUUACAAUGUUUUCGACUCGCUUUUUGGAGUUCCGAAAAAUAAAUGCAGGACGGCAAACUAGAUAAAUUUUCUUAAAACUGGUUUUCUAACCAGGGAGAAUUUUGCCCUUCUCGUGGACAAAACGUGUGUCUGUUUCAAGUGAAAUACAGCCCUUAUUAUCAGAGAAUAAAAAAACUUGAAUGUACACUUUAGAUGCUUCCUUGAUCUUCUUGUACAAAAAAAAAGAGUGAAUAAAAAGGAACCGUACACUUCUUUUGUCUCUCCUGCUUCUACUAUUUACUUUUAGAAAUAACUUCUGGUUUAGUAAAAACUGAAAAAUAGUCGUUGUUCCUUAAAAGAUCAUUGACUUGUACUUGCCUAGUUCCUUGGCCUCAUUGUUAUGCCCGGCCUGUUUUUCGGGUCUUGUGAUUCUAGGUCGCCGUAAUGGAUUGACCAAGAAGGCCUGGGAAGUUUUCUAUACUAAGACAAGGCAAGACGUGUACAACGUUUUUCACAUUCCAUGGCUGUCGCCAAUAUCAUCCAUUGCGCUACGCCAAGCUGACGAUAACCAGUUUUCUCAAUUGAUGGCCGUAGCGUUUCUGGAGAUGCGUUUAACUGCGAUUAAACGAAAAAAAUAGCAGUAAUAAUGUAUUUAGUCUUGGAUAGGAUUAUCAUUCUAGCUGUUUGAAUGUAACAGUUCAUUAGACAUUUUACUGAGAUGUUUUUACAUCAUUACUAAUAAAUAAAAUUUCACGAAAAAUCCUUUUUUUUUUCCGACUGGCGCCAGCGCCCAGUUCGAGCACGGAACAGUGGUGGAGGGAGUGUGUAUAGAUAGUUUUAGCCUGUCCGCAGACUAUAUUCCCUUCUUUUCGACCAUUCAACAGCGACCACGCGAGAACGACACUCGGCCUAACCCCUUGCGCUUGCGGUCAAUAAAUCCCCCGUUAAUUUUAUUUUCAAACGAGCGCUCGAGGGUCUUUGAACAGGGUAAGGUCGUUUUGUCAUCUUCCCCAGCAACUUAAAGAGACAGCUGACAGUUUUGGUAAUUACAAUUUUCAAAAUCAAGAAUCAGAAUUCAAGGAUGGAUUUUUGUGUCCUUAUACGCACGAGGCAUCAUGAGCAAAAAAAAUCACUGACUGUAGCUAAGUUCUUAAUUUUUGGCGUUUUGGCUUUUGUCCCUUCGUACGUAAGCACUACCCACUGAUCAUAUAAUAAUAUCAUUUGGUACUUGAAAGAACAAAACAAAAACUAUUUUACAGUAGAUCGACAAGUACUCAGUGGCUCUUUUGAUGCCAAUAAUAAGAGUGUACGAGGCUACUGACACUAAAGUGCAAAUAAAUUACGGAAUAACGGAUGGAGUAAGCGAUAAUUAUGAGAAAAUAUAAACUUAGCAAAGUAGAAAGAAUUGAGUUUAAACAUCUAAAAUAUAAUCCUCUAAUAUUAAUAUAGAAAAUGAAAUAAGGGGCAUUAUGACAGCGAUAAGGAAUGAUGAAUAGGCUACUUUUAGGUUUGCCUCAACUUGAUAAGCAUUUGAGACAAAAAAAUUCCCUAAUUUCAUUAAUUUCCUUUAUUGUUUGCUUUUCCAAUUUGUUGUAUAGGUCCUUUGGGGAAGAAUAAGCCUGCGUUAGAAGACGAUGUAGCCCAGCUAUCUCUCACAAAAAGAGCAAUAACAAGCAUCAAACGUGCGUCAUUGCUUACUGAGUUAUAUAACUAAAUUACAAAAACCAGUCACAACUAGUGAAUUAGGCUCUCUGUCUGAAAACUCUCCACAAAUGUAGGAUUCAGUCGUUUUUCACGGUUAGUCAAUUUCAAACUUGACAACUACAUUAACAGUACCGUACUCAGGCACUGUACAGAGUAAGUUUUCGUUCGCUUCAAUGGCAAUCCUGUACUGCCAACUUCGAGUAAAUACCAAAUGAAAUAUACGUUUGAAUUAUCCUUUCAAUAAUCCACAAAACUCUCCAAAUCCCUUUUUUUCGUUCAGUUAAUUAUGAUUAUCAGCCACUGAGAUUCGUGGCCGACAUGGUUUUUCCUUCACUGUAUAUUAACAGAACGGGUUUCAUCUUUGGCUUACCUCCCUAUACACAAUAUCUGCUUUUAACACGUUGUUUUGGCUUUAAAAGCAAAGAAGAUCCGUUUAAACCUGGCUGACAAUCUUCCGAAAGAGAAUGGCACAGGCCGUGUGGAGAUAUACCAUGAUAAUCAGUGGGGUACUGUGUGCGACAAGUCGUGGGACUUAAACGACGCGUUCGUGGUCUGUAAUGAGCUGGGACUGGUCAAAGCAAUCCACGAGACUAAGAAUGCCAAAUAUGGGCAAGGAGUAGGUCCUAUUUGGCUCAGUAAUGUAGACUGCAAGGGAGGAGAGAGUUCUCUGGUCAACUGCCCCCACCGUGGUUGGGGAAAUGUUGGCUCUUGUACACACGGAGACGACGCUGGCGCUAAAUGCCUGCAAACAGGUGAGAAAUGGGUACGCAAGGUGUACAUACUUCCAGGUUGUAGUGCUCAACCUCUUUUAGGCAUUUUAAAUGAAUCAGUUUAUUCAUAAUAGCAAAUUAAUGAUAACUUUUCUUUCUUUCCCAUUGUAAAAACAAAAGUGUAACUCAAGCAUAAAUACGAGACUACAAGUGGAAAACAGUAGAAGACCACAAUUAGUUUCGAAAUCAGGUUUUACCUAGUCACACUAGUCACAAGACUGUAUGUGAUGUAUGUCAGUGAAUGCACUGACAUAUAGGUUAUUUUGCAACAUAUCUAUUUUUCCGAAAAUGCCCUAUAUAAAUGUCAUUCUAAACAUGAGUGAAAUCAGUACGUACAAAGAUCCGACUGUAAAAAGGGUCCGCCCAAUUAGACUCUGCAGCUGAUUUCUGCUCUCAAAGAAGGUCGCCAUUUGAGGAAAUGUUACGGUUCUCCAGUCCAUGCGACAUGCUUUAUUGGCACUCAGUAUGUAGCUCAAAAAAGGUCAAAGUGUAUUAAAGGGAUUGUCAGAGUUAUCCUGGGCCCAAGAGAGGAAUUAAAAUUUCUUUAUAACAUAUCUGUAUUUGUAGUAUGAGCUGGCCACCCGACGUUAAUUUUUCCCACUCUCCUGCGAGUAGCACGCGGGUUAAGAAAAGGUAUUUAUGAUUUUAUCUGUUAGGUAUACCUCGUUUAAUUGAGGUUGGUUGCUACAAAGACAGCCAGUCUAACCGGGCUCUUCGUACUCUGUUCGCAUAUCUGAGAAGUGAAGUCGAUUGGUACAAUUUGCGAAGCAUGGUAACAAAGUGCGCAGAAAGAGCCUGGAAACGAGGAUUUAGGUAUACAAUCCCACAAUCCUAAUGUAUAUGUGCAUAAUCUUAAUGAUCAUUACUAACAGCAGUGAAUGUAGUCUUAGAGGAGAAGCUAGUUGAAAUUAUGAAAGGCGACUCCUUUUUUUUUAAUUUGACGUACAAAACUAAAGAAAGAGUUUGCUGAGUUAGUUUAUGUUUAAUGUGACCAGUCCCAGUGAGUCCUCUCAUACGUCACGAAUUUCUUUAGUUGCUCACUGCAUCAAGAAAGUUAGGUUGAUAGUUCGGUGGCUUCUUAAGAAUCGGGAGCUUACGCAACGACGACGGAAAAAAAGCAAUAGGGUUAGGGCUUGUUUACAUGGAGGUGGCCGGAACCCUUGAUAGGUAAGGUAACCGGCGGCGGGUACCCCUUCAGGUCCCUAAAUUAUUCGCGAAAUACCACCUCUAAUUACUGGAACUGCUGGGAGAAGGACUUUAAUAAAACUACGAAUAGCAAUCACAAACUAAUGAUACAAAUAGGUAGAUACAGUACGAAAGAUAAUAGACAUUGCCCUUUUUGUGGAUCCAAUCUAAUCGAAGACGAAGUUCACUUUCUUUUUCGUUGUCCUACGUACUCUAUGAUUAGGAAUAAUUUAAUUUUUACAAUAAAGUCAAGACUCUGAUUCCAAUAUUACCCAUUUACCAGUACACGUUUUAUCAAUGGACUGAUGAACUCCUCUAAUUUUUUUUAUCAACAUACAAUUCAAGAAAUAUAUUUCAGCUCACUUUGAUCUUCGUGACAAAUUAUUACCAAAGUAACUUAAUUAAUUGCCCUAUGAUGUAAUUUUAGUUCUUCUUCUUAAAAUAGCUUUUGCAAUGUAUGUACUUCUAUGGUCAUGCAAAUAACGCUCGUUGUUGCUGUUGUUGUUGUUGGUAAGCACAACUUUUUUUUCUAGGUACUUUGGGAUCCAGUUCUAUGGCGAAUGUUGGGGUGAUGUUGAAGCAGAAGCAAGGUACGCCAUGCAUGGUGAAGUGGAUAGGAAACAUUCUGAACAGAACUGCAUUGAAGGUGAGAUUAAAAAUUUGCCGACUUUUUCUUCUCUUAACGACGCCAAACCUUCUUCAUUUUCAAAUGUUUCAUAUCCUGACCGUUUUAUUUCAGACCGAACUUUUUAUUCAGAACGGAAAUUCAGACGAACAUUUUUAAGUAGAGUCAAAACAUUGUCAGAGUUAGUGGUUCCUGAAUGAUUGACUUGAUAACUCGAAGAGAUUGAGGGUAGAUUUAAGCGUUUUCCUUCAGAGGCAAAAUAUUUACUGCUUCGAAUCAGAUUUGAUAACGACCGUGGGUAAGAUGGCAUUGGCAAUCCUUUACUAUAUGUAAUUACCGAUGAUUAACUGCUUUAUUAUUUUGGAACACAUUGCGUUGAUUCAUUGCGUUCUUUUUGUUGAUAAGGUACCGGCAUGCACUGGGCAAACUUUGUGUACAAAUUUGCACCUUGGAGAGAUCUGGGGUGUUGGAGGGAUGUCAUAAGUGACCGAGCAUUACCUCAGUUGCUGGUAAACCUACGAUCACAAAUUGACUGGUUUAACAUCGGCAAAACCAGUGAGUCUUGAGUGGUGUAGUAGGGAAUAGUUAUUUCUUUGUCUUUGUUGUUGUUGUUGUUGUUUUUUGCAAGGUGGUCUCACUAACUUGUGGGGGUAUUCCGCCGGAAGAAAAUAAGAUUCUAUCGCAAACAGGGGUCCCUGCCUCAAUGAGAUUCAUGACUUCAUAGGCGUUAAUGCCGUACUCCCAUGUAAUUAGUGAGAUUCCCCGCAAAAUAGUAACCAACCCCUACCAUAUUACAGCCUACUGUCAGCUUGGGCAUAACAAAUAACUACAACACAUUUCAAUAUAGCCAUUAACUGUUUUACAAGUAUAAAAUUACAGUAUCAUAUGACUCGAUUUCUACAAGUCUCCCUGAGAUGAUUCACCAACCACUUAUUAAUUAAAAGCCGGGAUGAUUUUGAUAAACUUUUUUUCCACUUAGGGACGGACUAUUGAAAAUAACCGAAGGAGGGGUGAAAAUUUCCCAAAAAAAUUCCUGCAGGGGAAACUUGUCUAAAAAAAAUCCUGCAAGCGGUGAUACCUAAAAACAAUAAGUCAUAUGCCCUAGAAAGAAUUCCUACAGACAAGUGGGAUUAUAAAAAAAAAAUUCAUGCACCAAACAUUUUUCACCCCCCUCCCGGUUAUUUCUAAUCGUCCGUCCCUUAUUAACGUUCACCACGCUAUUAAUCUCUUUGUCAACUGAGAGCAAAAACUGAUUCCUUAAUCUGAGUGAAACUUUCUUUUCCUGCCUCCCGCAGAUAAGGUACCCUAGUGUAUUGGUCCCAGCAUUCAGGUGUAUUUAGAUAUUCUUUAUCCAAAGAAAGUUAUCCCCAAGUGCAGGUAUGGCCGGCUUUCGUAGCUAGGGAAGAAACAACUGACUUUUUUAGCACCAGACAGAAAAUAACGUCUGCUGCGUUAAAUUUUUUCGGGUAUUAAGAUAACAUUGAUGUAAACUUUUGUGUUCGUAUAGGGAAAAUUUGUAUUUUCCAUUUCACUCGUGGUUGUUUAACUCUUUUCAGUCGACAAAUGUUAUCAGGCUGCAAAGAAGGCUGGGAAAAUGUACUUCGCCGUGCAGUUUUAUGGGGAAUGCUGGGUAGCCGACGAUGAUUCGACUUACAUGAAGCAUGGACCUAGUGCUGCUUGUUGGAGUGGCGUGGGAAAAGGAUUUGCAAACUAUGUCUACAAAGUGGAGUGGUAACGCACAAGGUAUACGGCACAGUCUUAAUAUUAAAACCAGACAUUUUUUGGUCAGAUUUUCCUUCCAAGAUAGAUUCGUUGGUUUCUUUUCACUGCACACAUUUGCUCUUCUCUGCCUGGGAGAAAGAUUAAAUGGCAAAUUUUAAGUCGCCAGCUCAGGCUCUAUCCAUUAGCACGGAGAAUGAAGCGGCCUCAACGUAAGAAAAUCAAAUUUUUGAAAAAUACCAUGAGCAUAUAGAAACCCAUAAAUGUUACUUUCUUCAACAGCAUUGAGACCGUCUAAAGACGUGGGAAGCUUUUCCGUUUUAUUGGGCAUGUUAAAACUGAAAACUUAUCAAUGAGGCGUUUUAGGCAUGAAAUACAGCUAAACACAAGUAAAAUGCAAAAUGCACCUGGCGUAAACAAUAUCUAGACUAGACUAGUCUCUCUAGACUACGAGUAGUAGUCACUUUCUUAAAGUCAUGUGUAUUCUUCCUUUCUCCUGACAGGUCAAUCGGACGUCGUACAUCCAAACUUGAGACCACUGGUCAACAAAGUAGUUAGUAACUUAGUAGAAAAUGUUUAUCUUAGAAUGGAACAGUUUUUUCAUUACUUUCAUGCAGUGUGUGUACUGUGAAUAAAAUAAAAUUGAAGUACGAAUACUUUUAUGAUCAAUAAAAUAUUCCUUCACAGAG
Molecule: messenger RNA, 13554 nt
Organism: Porites lobata
Lineage: Eukaryota; Metazoa; Cnidaria; Anthozoa; Scleractinia; Poritidae
Source: the annotation of a GenBank genome assembly